AUGACGAGUCCUCCAAGAAAUACGGAAGCUUUUAUAAAGGUGGAGGGUCAUGGGAGGGCUGAUGCCUAUCUCAGCAAUCAGCGGGAGAGAAGCAUCAUGCUACGCUCUGGACAGCAUGAAGAAGGUAUUCAGAAGUCACAUGAGAACCCUAAAAACCUCCCUGCAGAGGACGUAGCAGACAAACAGAUGCUGUGGUCGAGAAUAGAUGAGCAGUCAAGUUUGAUCUGCAUACUGAAGGACAGAGCAGAUGAAACGCUUCUACGAUAUCAAGCUCUGCAGAAAAUUAUCUCCGACCUUGAAGAUCAAGCAGCCCAGCGCCAGGAGGAAUUGGACAGUGAAAAAAAGAAAGCAGAGACAUUAGAAGAAAGGCUCACAGAUCUGGCUGCCAACAAUCAAGCAAUCAUUUCUUUCACGGAGGAGCUCAAGAAACAAAAUGCCCAAUUAAAGCUGGAAAACAAGCAGCUUCAGCUGGAAAAGGAUUCCCAUUUUAAUCAAAAGUUACACAAUAAAGAAGAAUUAGGUCAAAAGCUCCUACAAGAAAUCAACCUGCUGAAAAAAAAACUUAAACACGAUGGCAUUGAAUCUAGGGAGAAAUUAGCUGAAUGUGAAGCAGAACUCAGAGAACAAACAGUUCAGCAUCAAGCCAAAGAGGACGCUCUACUCCAGCAGUUGCUUGAAUUUCAACAAAAAUACAAUGAAGCCAUGGAAAUAUGUAAAGAUUUAAAGCUGAAACUUAAAGAGACUAAAGAACAACAAGCACUGAAGGAACUCAGCAUGAAAGAAAGUAUAGGAAAUCUCACCAAAGAAAAGGACAAAUUGCUGAUUAUUUUAAAGGAAAGAGACAAAGUAAAUCAGGAUCAACAGGAAGAAAUCCAGGAGCUGGAAACAAAAUGGAGAAAGGAGAAAAAUGCUCGAAUUAAGGCACAAAACCGGUUUGCCCUGGAGGCCGAAGCAGUAAAUGCAGAAGUAAGAGUGAAGUCUCUCCAGGCUGCUCUGCAUGAAUCCAAUACGAAGUUUCAGAAACUAAAUCGGGAUUUUGAUGCUUUCAAGGACCACAGUGCCGACCUCCUUACGCGGGAAAGAGAUUUAAAUAAAAUACUUCGCCAUAUGACAGGCUAA
Molecule: messenger RNA, 1119 nt
Organism: Nematolebias whitei (Rio pearlfish)
Lineage: Eukaryota; Metazoa; Chordata; Actinopteri; Cyprinodontiformes; Rivulidae
Product: coiled-coil domain-containing protein 89
Exons: 8
Coding region: 1-1119 (372 amino acids)
Source: RefSeq, a predicted model, not a curated record